This is a messenger RNA of Acanthochromis polyacanthus (spiny chromis), 2477 nucleotides long. It is a transcript of the gene proser3, whose product is annotated as proline and serine rich 3. The coding region runs from base 374 to 2389 and encodes 671 amino acids. The transcript has 13 exons. The record is from RefSeq and is a predicted model, not a curated record. Lineage: Eukaryota; Metazoa; Chordata; Actinopteri; Pomacentridae.
CGCUCUCUUCUGGUUUCAUCGGCAGCGUUAGGUAGUUUUGUAAAAUAAAAAAGCCAACUAAUUAUGUUUUCUGAGGCAAAGGUAAGCUUUUAGGGAGGACAUAUCUUUAAAUUACCUGCCGUAGUAGCGUAAUUAGCUACCUUAAAGGCAGUUAGUGUCGUGCUAGCGUUUAAGUCCAGGGUAACUUUGUUCUAUGGAUGUACCAAGCAGGGACAGUGGAUAAAGUGGUAUUUUAUUGUAUCUAAGUAACCCAGUCAGAUAAACAUGCCAGUCCAUCUAUAGCUGGAGGUCAGUAAGGAUCAGGUAUAAAUCAGAGCCACACUAAAACAACCUCUCUGUCCUGUGUUCACCGAUGUAAUUUUGCAAAGCUGCUAUGAAAUCCAGUGGUCCUGUGUUUACAAGGCAGAAUCCCUUCCCACCAGCAUCCACUGUGAGGAGGACACACUACCACCCAUCCCGCAACCAGGCCCUGUCAAAGAAAGAGAAGAAAAUAACUCUGAGUCCUGUACGUUUAAGCCAGAAAUCCAGUCCACAGCAGUGUAGGAAAUCUGACCGCCGUUUCUCCACCACUGAUGGACAACCUGUUUUUGAAGAGUGUUGGCCCUCCUCUGAUUGUGAAUUGUCCCCUGGCACCACUACCACCUCACCUGUCAUGGAGACACCCAAACAGUCUGCCAGACCAGGGAAAUCCACAGUUUCCUCAUCACAGGGAGUUCAGCAGGAUUCAGUGUUGGCAAAAUACAUCGAGCGUUUUCGCCACGGUCAGCCGCAGAGUCGAGAGGAUCGCCAGCAGAUGGCUUGUGCCACUGGAGAGGAGCUGGAGAGUUUUUGGUGGAUGUCACCCUCAUCUUCACCUCCCAGUUCAACACCGAUUAAAACAACAGACAAAGAUGACCACGAUCCUGCCAUUUUCAGUCCAGCUGGACAGCGUCGGCGUGACAGAUCCUUUUCUCCAUGCAGAGGAUCCCUUAGUAUUUUGUCUGACACUUCCCAGAGUGAAUUUGAUGACACAGAGAUACUGCAACUUCAAGAAAAGGCCAGCAGACUUUUGCUGAGAGGUGAAUGUCCCCUGGGCGAUGGAUCUGUGCCGGUCAGCUCAGAGGGCCUGGGAUGCUCCGAUUUCUCUUCUCCAGUCAGCGUGGAUGAGCCAGUGCAACAGCCUUUGAUUCCCAGUUUAAUAGCAUCUACCACUGGUAAUGUGUUUACAGUGAAGGCCAGCUCACACCCAGUUCAUACUGUAUCAUCCCAAAAAUCUUUCAUCCCUCCUCUGAGGCCACCAACACGUCCAGAAGAUGACAUCUUGUUCCAGUGGCGCUUAAGGAGAAAGAUGGAGCAAGCCAGAGAGCGGCCCCAGUUCCUGCAACCGUCUCCUCUUCAUGGUUCCACAUUUAGCUGGCAGGCUCCCGGUUUAAGCCAUCCUUCUGCCAGCGGGCAGGCCUACAAGAAUACUCCACCUCCUCAAUCCCUACAAAGAGACACUCAUGCACAUGUCGCUGCUCCUGAGCCAGAAACCGAAGAGACCAACAGACCACGUCCUCCAGAUCCAGACCAUCUUCCCUUCCCUGCCUUUGUUGCCUCUGGCUGUUCAGCCUCUCAACCGCAUACUGUUGCCCAUGUUCCUGCCCACAUGCAUUUCCUCUGUGAUGUCUUGCCCUGUCCCAGCCAGACAUCUCAUGUCAGAGCGAAACAGAGUAUUCCACAAAGGUCAGAUGAGCCUCAGACCAAAGUCGCCAAUAAAAAGACCCAAGUUUCUGAAAACUAUACAAAUAUUUUUAGCAAUGUGCCUCCUGGUGAACAUGUGUCAACUUCACUCCCUGCUUCAUCUGGAGCUAUAGAGGAAGAGAGGCUUAGUCACCAAAAACUAUCUGAGAGGAAUAAGAAAAAGAAAGCGGAGAAGAAGACCUCAGAGUCCAUCAGACAGCAAAAGAAAUCAGCAAGCAGUUCUUCACAUCAAAGACUUCCCAAAAAGGUCACAUCACGGAAAGAGCAGCAUAGGCAGGAGGGAAGCCAGGAGUUUCCCAGUGAAGGCUGCACUCGUGACCGUGAACCUCCACCUUCUCCGAUCCGCACUGCCUUAGGACAGGUAGUUUCAGAGGUUUUGUUCCCUGUGGAGGAUUCAUCUCCUGCCCAAAGAAUCCCUGUUUCAUCCGAUUCGCCUCCUGUUACCACCUCUGCACCUUCACAAUCCCCAGUUCCUCCGUGUAAUGCACAGAACUCCAUGGAAGUCAUUUCACAGCUGCUGCAAGAAGCUGAAGAUUCUGAUGGAAAAGAAUUUGAAGAUGACCCUUUGUUACAAGUCCUGCGCAAACAGAGAAAAUGGGUAAAGGAGCAGAUCAGUGAAGUGGACUCGAUUUUGAAUGAAUUCCUGGAGGAGCAACAAGUUACUUGAACAUUGGAAAGAGUCGCUUGAUGUAGUCACGUUUUUUUUUAUUGUUAUUUUGUAAAGAAAUAAAGUUUAUUUGUAUAUUUCCACAUUG